AUGAUUAUAUCAAUUUGUAAAUCAAAGCAAGAAGAUCAACAUGUAAUUCAUGCUUUAUUUGGUGAUAGAACCCAAAAUGAUAUUGUUUAUUAUGGAUUUGUUGAUCUAGAUAAAUCUGAAUACAAUAUAAUAAAUACAUUAAAAGUUAAUGAUGUUGGAAAUCCUCGAAAACGAAAAUAUCAAAUUUUACCAUCAGCAUAUGAUCCUUCAAAUGAUAUUGUAUUUAUGUCAGCUAUAAAUGAUCAAAACAAAAUAAUAUUAAGUUUAAUUAAUGCUACAACUGGUAUUCUUUUACAUACAUUUGAUUCAAUUCCUAAUGAAAUUAUUUCUCUUCAAUAUGAUAUAUUCAAUAAAAAAUUAUUUGCACAUACUGAAACUAAUGAUAAAAAUUUAACACAAAUUGUAGAAAUCGAUACAAAUACUGGAAAUUUUAAAGAUAUUUUAGGACAAAUAUCUGGAGCUAGACCAACUGAUAUGUCAACUUAUUGUCCAAUAUGUAAAAAAUAUUUUCUUAUCAUGUUUGAAAAUAAUCACUAUACAUAUGUUGCUGUUAAUACUACCGAUGGUGGCGGAAUUAGUUGGAGAGUACCAUUAAAUUUUUCUCCUCUUAGUAUCAGAUUUACUUAUAAAACAUUUUUAAUGUAUUCUGUCUAUAUAAAUCGAACACAUGAAACAACUUCACAAAUUGGCAUAAUAGACAGAACAACAGGAAGUAUUGGAAAAGUAGUUGGAACUAUUUCUAAUCAAACCAAUUUAUUAGUUACUCGAUUGUCAGCAUUUGAUAUAGCUAAUAGUUUAUAUUAUACAUCAGAUAUAAUGAUUAGACCUUUUUCUAAUGGAAUAUCUUAUGUGAAUGUGAAUACAUCAGAAACGAAUAGAAUUUCUUUACCAAAAACCAACUACAACUUCUAUGCAUGGUUUAUUAAACAAUUUGUUCAAUAA
Rotaria sp. Silwood1 is the source of this 942-nucleotide messenger RNA. The record is from the annotation of a GenBank genome assembly. Lineage: Eukaryota; Metazoa; Rotifera; Eurotatoria; Philodinida; Philodinidae.